AUUCGUUACAUAUCUGCUACCACUCAUUGCAUCUCACACUGGCGUUUGUCACGACCCCUUCGCUGACAGCACGUGGCGUGUAACUUCACAUUCGACACCCUAUGAUCUCAACAUGGUGCAUGGUACCGAUGAAGUCGCUCGAGCAGGCGAACAAUCACAGAGAUUGACGGUCGCGUUCCUGGCACUUGCGUGGUUUUUUAUCCUUCUUCGAGUAUGGACUCGCACCUGGAUCAUCGCAAACUUCGGCUGGGACGAUGCGAGUAUGGUCUUGGCUGGUAUGAUCUUCACCCUCUUCUCGGGAUCUCAGUUGUACCUUGACGGCAACGGUGGAGGCACGCAUAUCACAAGCCUAGAAAAGUUACAGGAUCUUACAAAAUGGGUUGUUGUAAGCGAAUCGACUUACCUUGUGGCAAUGAUGACCGUCAAGAUCUCGAUUGGCAUCUUCUUCAUGCGCAUCGUGGUCGCAUCCUGGCACCUCAUGCUCAUAUAUGUGACGAUUGGUGUCAAUGUGGUAUCAUCGGUCGCGUCCUUCUUUUACGUCGUCUUCCGCUGUGGUCCCAACGUCGAUCGAUACGUAUUGCAACAGUUGAAAAACCAAUGCACCCCGCGAGUGCUUGACCGGUUCAUGGCGUAUCAGUCAGCUGUAUUCUCUACACUUACCGACCUCGUAUUUGUUUUAUUACCGGUUGUGGUCCUCUGGAACGCAAACAUGGACCGGAAAUCGAAGAUCUCAGCUGGUUUCAUCCUGUGCCUCGCUGCAAGCGCCUGUAUCUGCUCUAUUAUUCGUUUUCAGUACGUCGAUGGUCUAACUCAGAUUGAUGAUUUUUUCUGGAACGCCACGAAUAUUGCGAUUUGGUCCACAAUCGAAUGUGGCGCAAGUAUCAUAGCAGGAUGUUUAGCAACUCUUCGCCCGUUUCUCAGGCGUAUAUUUGCAACAGCUGAUACAAUCACGAAAUCCAUACGGUCCUCCACCUCGCGGUCAAACGGAAGCUCGAAGCGGACUAAUGAAUCAACGUCCACCAACACUCAUUUUGGCUCAAACCAAAGUAGAAACGAGGGGUCAAUUACAGACAAACCCACCUUUGCCGAGUUUAUUACGGAACCCGGCGAGGCCAUCGAACUAUCGAGUGACGCAGGUGGCGAGCGAGAGAGCCAAGACCAGAUCCUCCGCCAGCAGGAGCAAUCGGCCUCAGAGUUCCCCUGCCCCAUCAACAUAGUCGAGAAUCCUGCUGAACCAACAUGUACAGCUCCGAUGCAUUCAAAGCAUAGGAGCUGGAGUUCGAGACACAUGGCUGGAAGCUACAGAGGGACAUGAUAUCGCAACUCAUCUGCGCCAUCAUUAAUCCUACUCAUUCGCAGCACCUGGUGAUCUAUCAGCAGAGGAUAGCUGCAGGGCCAUCUUUCCCCCGUUCAAGACAGGAA
Molecule: messenger RNA, 1422 nt
Organism: Boeremia exigua
Lineage: Eukaryota; Fungi; Ascomycota; Dothideomycetes; Pleosporales; Didymellaceae
Exons: 4
Coding region: 113-1315 (400 amino acids)
Source: RefSeq, a predicted model, not a curated record